This is a messenger RNA of Solanum verrucosum, 2121 nucleotides long. RefSeq lists its product as uncharacterized. The record is from RefSeq and is a predicted model, not a curated record. Lineage: Eukaryota; Viridiplantae; Streptophyta; Magnoliopsida; Solanales; Solanaceae. The coding region runs from base 145 to 1869 and encodes 574 amino acids. The transcript has 8 exons.
UCACUCUCUCAUACUUCUUCUUCAUCUACCGCUCUUCUCUUCUCCAAAUCUCUUCGACCCAAUUUUUUUCAUCACCCAAAGAACUCCUUUACAUACCCAAUUCAUCCCAAUCGCCGCCGUGCGUUGUUUUCUUCUUCACCGUCAAUGGAAUCAGCUGCUGUGACGGUUGAUUCAGUUGCUGACAAAUUGAAGAAGCAGAGUUUGGGAAAUGAUGGAAGUAACAGUAAACGUAUGUUGAAACUUGAAGAGCUCAAUUGGGAUCAUUCUUUUGUUCGUGAACUGCCUGCUGAUCCAAGAACAGAUACCAUUCCAAGAGAGGUAUUGCAUGCGUGCUAUACGAAAAUGUUGCCUUCUGUUGAGGUAGAGAAUCCUCAGCUCGUUGUGUGGUCAGAAUCAGUAGCUGAGUUACUUGAGUUGGAUCCUAAAGAAUUUGAGAGGCCUGAUUUUCCACUUCUGUUCUCAGGGGCAUCACCUUUAGUCGGGGCUGUGCCUUAUGCCCAGAACUAUGGAGGACAUCAGUUUGGGAUGUGGGCUGGUCAGCUAGGUGAUGGUCGAGCAAUAACUCUUGGAGAGGUUUUGAAUUCAAAGUCUGAAAGAUGGGAGCUGCAGCUAAAGGGUGCGGGGAAGACCCCAUAUAGCCGUUUUGCUGAUGGUCUUGCAGUUCUUCGGAGUAGUAUCCGGGAGUUCCUCUGCAGCGAAGCAAUGCAUAGUCUUGGAAUCCCAACUACAAGAGCACUCUGUCUUGUAAUGACGGGAAAAGAUGUCAGCAGGGACAUGUUUUAUGACGGGAAUCCAAAGGAUGAGCCUGGUGCCAUUGUCUGCAGAGUUGCUGAAUCCUUUCUUCGCUUUGGCUCUUACCAACUACAUGCCUUUAGGGGUAAAGAGGACCUUGAGAUUGUGCGUACUUUAGCAGAUUACACAAUUAGACAUCACUUCCCCCAUCUAGAGAACAUGAGUAAGAGCGAAAGCAUAUCAUUCAGCACAGGUGAGGAAGAUGAUUCGGUUGUGGAUUUAACUUCAAACAAAUAUGCAGCAUGGGCAGUGGAAGUUGCCGAGCGGACUGCUUCCACGAUUGCGAGGUGGCAAGGUGUUGGUUUCACACACGGAGUGAUGAAUACUGAUAACAUGAGUGUGUUAGGCCUCACCAUUGAUUAUGGCCCUUUCGGAUUUUUAGACGCAUUUGAUCCCAGUUUCACACCAAAUACCACUGAUCUACCUGGCAGAAGAUAUUGCUUUGCGAAUCAGCCGGAUAUAGGUUUAUGGAAUGUUGCUCAGUUUGCUACUACUCUGUCUACUGCACAGUUGCUAAAUGAUAAGGAGGCAAAUUAUGCCAUGGAGAGGUAUGGAAUCAAAUUUAUGGAUGACUAUCAAGCUAUCAUGACCAAAAAGCUUGGUUUGGUCAAGUACAAUAAACACAUGAUUGGUGAACUACUUAAGAAUAUGGCUGUCGAUAAAGUUGAUUACACAAACUUCUUCCGAUUACUAUCAAACAUCAAAGCCGAUCCUACAAUUCCAGAUAACCAGUUACUAAUUCCUCUGAAAGCUGCUCUAUUGGAUAUUGGUCAGGAGCGCAAGGAAGCUUGGACAAGCUGGGUGAAAUCCUACAUACAGGAGCUCUCUACUAGUGGUGUAUCGGAUGAUGAGAGAAAGGCAUCGAUGAAUUCUGUAAAUCCAAAGUACAUCCUUAGAAACUAUUUAUGCCAAAGUGCAAUAGAUGCAGCUGAACAAGAAGAUUUUGGGGAGAUCCGACGACUACUGAAAGUUAUGCAACGUCCAUUUGACGAACAACCUGGCAUGGAGAAGUAUGCGCGCUUGCCUCCAGCUUGGGCUUAUCGUCCCGGUGUAGGCAUGCUUUCUUGUUCCUCAUAAAUUCUUUCUACUAUAUAAUACAAGAUAUUAACUUGUAUAUGCAUUAGACAUUUUAGCUUAAAGUUCUUGUAGUAAUGUGUAAAAGGUAUAGCUAUUCUCUUUUUAUAUCGCCUUUUUUCAGAGGGUGGGGUGCGGGUAAGGAUGGAGGUGGGUUUGUAGCAUUUCCACACGUAUUUUGUGUUGGAGAAAUGCAUUUUUUCGCGAGUUCCAUACCAAUAUAAAUUCAAUUAGCUUGUUUGCUUUGAGCAUUGA